This is a messenger RNA of Lymnaea stagnalis (great pond snail), 171 nucleotides long. Lineage: Eukaryota; Metazoa; Mollusca; Gastropoda; Lymnaeidae. The record is from the annotation of a GenBank genome assembly.
ACUGCCAGAAACCUGCAGGUAUUCUUCUUCAACCUGGCAAAUAACCAAGAGAAGCAGAAGAUAUUGAGACAAGAAAUCCGCCAUGUUGUUGGAGACAGGCAGGUCAUCACAGCCGCGGACAUCUCCAAAAUGACAUAUCUCAAAGCCUGUCUCAAGGAGUCAUUCAGGUAA